AUUAAAAAUCCAGUUUAAAAUUUUAGUGGGAUUUUAAACUGCCUUUCCACUUUUUCUUCUCAUAAUUUUUUUGGCUGAUCGAUUAGUGGAAUCCUAAGAGAGGUUUAAGCGCAACAUGUAAUACCUGUUGGGCAGCAGGCGACAUGGAGAAACGAUAUAAUGCUGGCAGAAACUUCCUGCGCGAUGAUUGAAACACUAUCGCAGCUUCCAAUUUCCAGUUAUUCAAUCGGGAUAGCCUGAUAAGUACCUCUUCUGUACGAGUGUUUGUGAAUCUUUGAUUAUCUAUGAUUUGACUCAAAGUGUGCGCCACGAUGGAGGACAUUGCGAAGCUGGAAUAUCUGUCGCUGGUGUCGAAAGUCUGCACGGAGAUGGAGAACCAUCUCGGCUUCAGCGACAAGGAUCUCGCGGAAUUCGUGAUCCACUUAUCGGAGGGGAACGACACGUUCGACGCGUUCAAGAAAGCGCUGCUGUCGAACAGCGCCGAGUUCUCGGACGCGCUGAUCGCCAGUCUGCUGCGGCUGAUUCAACACAUGCGCCCGCGCAAGGACAAGGGGGCCGCGGAGGCCGGUCUGAAGGAGCUGGACACGGUUAUCCGCAAGGAGAAGACCAAAACCGCCUUCCCCGGACUCAGCAUCCCCAAUGAUCCCACCGUCAGGACGAUGUUGGAUGAGGAUGUCAAGCCGGAAUUGAAAGCCAAAAUUGAAGACGUGAAGGUGGCGCUGGACGCCCUGGCGCAGUUGGAGGCCCUGGAGCAGAAGAAUAUCAAGCGCGAAGAACGCAGUCCCACUCCGGAGCGCCGCCGCGAGCGCCACCACCGGGAGGAUGACGGGCGCCGGCAACGGCGGGAAGACGAUGACCGCCGCCGCCGCUCCCCCACCCCCGAGCGGCGAGACCGCGACCGGGAGCGCCGACGCGACCGUAGCCGCGAACGGGACCACCGCGAUGAUGGGCGACACCGGCGGUCGCGCUUUGAGGAGCUGCCCUCCGAACCGGAAGUGGGAGCGAUUUACGACGGCCAGAUCACGCGCAUCAUGCAGUACGGGUGUUUCGUGCAGAUCAAGGGCCUCCGGCGCAAUCUGGAGGGCCUGGUGCACAUCAGCGAACUGCGCCGCGAAGGCCGCGUCAACGACGUCAGCGAGGUGGUCAAGCAGGGCCAGAAAGUGCGCGUCAAGGUCAAAUCUUUCACGCCCAACCCCGUGGAACCGAAUAAAUCCAAGACCUCCUUGAGCAUGAAGGACGUGGACCAGGAGACCGGGGAGGACCUGAAUCCGACCCGCAAUCUGCCGGUGAAGACGGCGCAACCGGCCGCGCCCCUGCGCAAUCCCGACCGCCCCGUGGCGGUGCUGGAGCUGGACCGGCCGACGGAUCCCGACGCCACGAAGCGCGCGGUGAAACGCCUGUCGUCGCCGGAACGCUGGGAGUUGAAGCAGUUAAUGGCCGCCGGGUGUAUGGAUAAACGCGAACUGCCCAACUUCGACGAGGAUACGGGCGUGCUGCCGAACGAACCGGAAGACGACGAGGACAUCGAGAUCGAGAUCGUCGAAGACGAACCAGCCUUCCUGCGCGGUUACGGCCGCGCCACCCUGGACAUGGACCCGGUGAAGAUCGUCAAGAACCCCGACGGCUCCCUGGCGCAGGCCGCCAUGAUGCAGGGCGCCCUGGCCAAGGAGCGCCGCGAGGUCAAGCAGGCCGCCCGCGCCGAGGACGCCGGCGCCAAGCCCCCGCCGCGCCCCUUCGGCGACCCCGUGCCCGGCUCCAGCGCCGACGACGAGGUGGUGGACGCGGCGUACAACAACCGCAUCCAGGGCGGGGAUCUGCCCGAGUGGAAGAAGUACAUCACGGGCGGGGGGAAGGCGUCCUACGGGAAGAAGACGAGUAUGUCGAUUAUGGAGCAGCGACAGUCGCUGCCGAUUUAUAAGCUGCGGGAUGAGCUGGUGAAGGCCGUGACGGAGAACCAGAUCCUGGUGGUCAUCGGGGAGACGGGCAGCGGGAAGACCACGCAGAUUACGCAGUAUCUGGCCGAGGCGGGGUUCACGGCAAGGGGGAAGAUUGGGUGUACGCAGCCAAGGCGCGUGGCCGCCAUGUCGGUGGCCAAAAGAGUGGCGGAGGAGUUUGGGUGCCGGUUGGGACAGGAGGUCGGGUACACGAUCCGUUUCGAGGACUGCACGACGAACGAGACGGUGAUCAAGUACAUGACGGACGGUAUGCUCCUCCGUGAGUGCCUGAUCGAUCCGGACCUAACCGGCUACCACGUGAUCAUGCUGGACGAGGCCCAUGAGCGCACCAUCCACACCGACGUGAUGUUCGGCAUGUUAAAAGCGGCUGUCAAGAAGCGCCCCACUCUCAAGUGCAUCGUCACGUCGGCCACGCUGGACGCCGUCAAGUUCAGCGAGUACUUCUUCAACGCCCCCAUCUUCACCAUCCCCGGCCGCACCUUCCCCGUGGAGAUCCUCUACACCAAAGAACCGGAAACGGAUUAUCUGGACGCGGCGCUGAUCACGGUGAUGCAGAUCCACCUCACCGAGCCCCCGGGGGAUGUGCUGGUGUUCCUAACCGGGCAGGAAGAGAUCGACACGGCCUGCGAGAUUUUAUAUGAGCGGAUGAAGACGAUGGGUGCGGAAGUGCCGGAACUGAUCAUCCUGCCGGUGUACAGCGCCCUGCCCAGCGAGAUGCAGACGCGCAUCUUCGACCCGGCCCCGCCCGGCUCCCGCAAGGUGGUCAUCGCCACCAACAUCGCCGAGACCAGCCUGACCAUCGACGGCAUUUAUUAUGUGGUCGAUCCCGGAUUUGUUAAGCAGAAAGUCUACAAUUCCAAAACAGGUAUGGACGCGCUGGUGGUGACGCCCAUCUCGCAGGCGCAGGCCAAACAGCGCGCCGGACGGGCCGGGCGUACCGGUCCCGGAAAGUGCUACCGACUGUACACGGAGCGCGCCUACCGCGACGAAAUGCUGCCGACCCCCGUGCCGGAGAUCCAGCGGACGAAUCUGGCCGGGACGGUGCUGAAUCUGAAGGCCAUGGGCAUCAACGACCUCCUGAACUUCGACUUCAUGGACGCCCCGCCCAUCGAGUGCAUGGUCAUGGCGCUGGAGCUGCUGCACUCGCUGUCGGCGCUGGACGACGAGGGACUGCUGACCAAGCUGGGACGGAGGAUGGCCGAGUUCCCGCUGGAGCCCAAUCUGGCCAAGAUGCUCAUUAUGUCGGUGCAACUGGGAUGCUCGGAGGAGAUGCUGACCGUGGUGUCCAUGUUGAACGUGCAGAACGUCUUCUACCGACCGAAAGAGAAGCAGGCCGUGGCCGACCAGAAGAAGGCCAAGUUCAACCAGCCCGAGGGCGACCACCUGACGCUGCUGGCGGUGUACAACGCCUGGAAGAAGCACAGCUGCAGUCCCGGCUGGUGCUUCGAGAACUUUGUGCAGCUGCGCACGCUGAAGCGGGCGGAGGACGUGCGCAAGCAGCUGCUGGGCAUCAUGGACCGCCACCAGCUGGACGUCGUCAGCUGCGGCAAGAAUGCGGCGCGGGUGCAGAAAGCCAUCUGCAGCGGCUUCUUCCGCAAUGCGGCCAAGAAGGAUCCGCAGGAGGGAUACCGCACGCUCAUUGACAGCCAGGUGGUGUACAUCCAUCCCUCGUCCUCCCUGUUCAACCACCAGCCCGAGUGGGUAGUAUACCACGAAGUAGUCCACACCACCAAGGAGUACAUGCGCGAAGUGACGGCCGUGGAUCCCAAGUGGCUCGUGGAGUUCGCGCCGGCCUUCUUCAAGUUCGCCGACGCCACCAAGCUGAGCAAGGCUAAGCGCCAGCAGAAGAUCGAGCCGCUCUACAACAAGUACGACGACCCCAACUCCUGGCGCAUCUCCAAGGCCAAACGCCUCCGCCGCAACUAGACCCCAUCGGUCGGCUGUUGUUUUCUGAUUCGGCGGAAUAUCAUUCGGGAUUUUCCAUGUGUAUAGUGUAAACGUUUUCCUAAUCUAUUUUGUUUUGACUGACAGUGCUAGUGGAAUGUGGUGAAUAGUCUGAAAACCGAAAAACAUACAGAUACAGUGUAGGACUGCAAAAAAAACGAAAAUUCGGGCCGCUUUCCCAAAAUCCGUUAAAAAUCGAA
Messenger RNA from Paramacrobiotus metropolitanus, 4099 nucleotides. RefSeq names its product ATP-dependent RNA helicase DHX8-like. Gene Ontology annotation, biological process: spliceosomal complex disassembly; mRNA splicing, via spliceosome. The record is from RefSeq and is a predicted model, not a curated record. The transcript is spliced from 10 exons. Gene Ontology annotation, cellular component: intracellular anatomical structure; catalytic step 2 spliceosome. Lineage: Eukaryota; Metazoa; Tardigrada; Eutardigrada; Parachela; Macrobiotidae. Bases 312 to 3881 code for a protein of 1189 amino acids. Gene Ontology annotation, molecular function: ATP binding; RNA binding; RNA helicase activity.